UUUUACACUCGGCAACGUACCAGUAACGAUAACGGGAUCUCUUACGAUAGCUCGCUUGGUCGGAGAACAAGCUCUGCCAGUUUGCUGUUCACCAUGCAGAGUUACUAUGUUGGUUUUAUUCUGACCAUGAUGGUCGCCGGAGCGGAUUCUAGUACCGAUCAUAUAAAAUUGGGUUGCUGGGCUGACAAGGCAGACAGGGCAGUUCCCACUUUAGAGGGUACAGAUCCCAUCCUCGACGGAAAUUAUGUGACAAGAGAGGAUGCUAUCGAGAAAUGCUGCCAAGCUGCAAUGAAUCGCGGGUACAAGUAUUUUGUAGUGCAGAACGGUGGAUGGUGUGGCUCCUCCUGUAACGCCGAGCAAACAUAUAUGAAAUAUGGGCCUUCUGCCAAUUGUCAAUCGGAUGGAGAAGGUGGACCGUGGGCCAACCAAUUGUACAUGAUACCGUGCAAUCAUAUAAAAUUGGGUUGCUGGGCUGACACGGCAGACAGGGCAGUUCCCACUUUAGAAGGCCAGGAUCCCCUCCUUGACGGACAGUACGAGACAAGAGUGAACCCAAUCAAGAAAUGCUUCCUAGCUGCAAAGAGUCGCGGGUACAAAUACUUCGUCGUACAGAAUGGUGGAUGGUGUGGCUCUUCUUGUAACGCCGAGGAAACAUAUAUGAAACACGGACCUUCAACUAAUUGCCAAUCUGACGGAGAAGGUGGACCUUGGGCCAACCAACUGUAUAUGAUAACAAGCAGUUAUAUAAAAUUGGGUUGCUGGGCUGACAAGGCAGACAGGGCAGUUCCCACGUUAGAAGGUCAGGAUCCCAUCCUCGACGGUCCUUACGAGACAAGAGUGUACCCAAUCGACAAAUGCUACCAAGCUGCAAAGAGUCGCGGAUACAAGUAUUUUGUCGUGCAGAAAAGUGGAUGGUGUGGCUCCUCUUGUACCGCCGAGGAAACAUAUAUGAAAUACGGGCCUUCUACCAAUUGUCAAUCAGACGGAGAAGGUGGGCCAUGGGCCAACCAACUGUACAUGAUACCGAGCGGUUGUCAUGAUUAACGUCUCAGAUGGAAUCCAUACUGUUUAACAUCCAUGCCUUAAUUGUUGUGAGAGGGGCGGGUUUCGGCCAAUUUACAUAUUGACAGCUUACUACAACCGAGAACUUUGAGGAAUACGAUUACUGAAUACAAUUAACGGGAUGUUACAUUAAUGUCAUCUGGAUAAAAAUAUAUAGCAUGUGCUAGAAGGGGUUGGUUUUAUACGUAGUCAUGUUACCAAAAUCUGUAAAUGAUAUUACUGGUACUUACAAUGCCUCCUUAAAGCAGCUGUUGUUCUUGUAAAAUUUCGCAAUUUCGGGCACUUGUCAAUGCUACUUUGGCUGUAAUCUCUUGAAUACAAAUUAAUGUGUGUAAAGUAAUUUACAAUUAUGUCUGAAUUAAUGGUAUCUGUUGAAAAUAUAUAUACCAUGUGCUGGAAGAUGUAGGCUUUAAACUUGUUUGUGUUACUUAAGUAUGCAUUUCUUGUUAAUGUUAUAGCUUAUAAUGUCUCUUUAAAGCGCUUGAUGGCCUUGUACUAUUAAGCAGUUGUUGUUCUUGUAAAAUUUCGCAAUUUUGUAAAC
This is a messenger RNA of Lingula anatina, 1603 nucleotides long. RefSeq lists its product as uncharacterized. Lineage: Eukaryota; Metazoa; Brachiopoda; Lingulata; Lingulida; Lingulidae. The record is from RefSeq and is a predicted model, not a curated record.